Molecule: messenger RNA, 5289 nt
Organism: Nomascus leucogenys (northern white-cheeked gibbon)
Lineage: Eukaryota; Metazoa; Chordata; Mammalia; Primates; Hylobatidae
Gene: KLHL5
Product: kelch like family member 5
Molecular function (GO): protein binding
Source: RefSeq, a predicted model, not a curated record
GCCGCUCUUUCCUUUUCCUAAGUAAUGUGAUAGAAAUUUGGAUAUUAUACUAACUGGCAGUGGCCCAUUUCUACUUAUAGAGAAAUCCUGGCCUCAGUUUAUUUGAAAAAGAGUAUUUGUUACAUUUUGAUCCUUUGUAGUUUUCAAACUUUUUAUUCUCCUCAUUAUUCUUUAUCCAAGUGAAAUCUUACCCAGGAUCUUACUAUAUUAAUUAGAUCCAUUUGUUUUCUGAAGGGAGAAGAUAGAGGUGAAGGCAACAGUCUGGAGCCCCACCUUUGUACUCCCCUUUCCUCCUCAUUCUCCAUCCAGAGCACAGCUGGAAAAUCACUGUAACUCAUCUUAAUUUUACAAAUGCUUUUUAAAAAACUUGUUGUGUGGUAUUUCACUUGGGGACUUAGUUUAGAAAUAGAAACAUUUUAGUUUUAAAGUGAUUAUCUUUAAGUACAAAGGGAAAUGCUAUAGAAUACAUUUAUUGUUUCAGCAAUAAAAGAGUUAAUAUACUAAGCAGCAGAGACUGAGAUACUGCAACGGGGAUAGUGUUUUCUGUCUCUGUCGUUUGUGGUUUAAGAAAAAGGGGGUGGUGUUCUGCAUUUGAAAGGACUUUAAUGAAUGCUGUCAGUGUUUGUGAGACCUAAUGGUCAGUAUGGGAAAGGAGAGCCGGGAAAGUGGUCUAGCUGCUUCAGGAUAGGUGGAUGAGAGUUUGCUCUGAUUGAACGGAAUGUUCCACCGUGUUUCAUCUUUAUUCAUUAUCCUUUGUUCUUUAAAAUCUGAUAUAUUGGCAUAAAAGUAAUUGUAGAUAUAUAUAUGAAUGUGAUUUAUUUUCCUUUACAUCUUUUUGUUGUGUACAGCAGGGCAUAUACUUCUCUUGUCUUGGUUGGAUGCACAAAUCUGUGUGCAGUGCUUUUUGCCCGUUGCCUAGACGAUCACUUGGUUUCUCUGAGGAUGUCUGGUUCUCGUAAAGAGUUUGAUGUGAAACAGAUUUUGAAAAUCAGAUGGAGGUGGUUUGGUCAUCAAGCAUCAUCUCCUAAUUCUACAGUUGACAGCCAGCAGGGAGAAUUUUGGAACCGAGGACAGACUGGAGCAAACGGUGGGAGAAAGUUUUUAGAUCCAUGUAGCCUACAAUUGCCUUUGGCUUCAAUUGGUUACCGAAGGUCCAGCCAACUGGAUUUUCAGAAUUCACCUUCUUGGCCAAUGGCAUCCACCUCUGAAGUCCCUGCAUUUGAGUUUACAGCAGAAGAUUGUGGCGGUGCACAUUGGCUGGAUAGACCAGAAGUGGAUGAUGGCACUAGUGAAGAAGAAAAUGAAUCUGAUUCCAGUUCAUGCAGGACUUCCAAUAGUAGUCAGACAUUAUCAUCCUGUCAUACUAUGGAGCCAUGUACAUCAGAUGAAUUUUUCCAAGCCCUUAAUCAUGCCGAGCAAACAUUUAAAAAAAUGGAAAACUAUUUGAGACAUAAACAGUUGUGCGAUGUAAUUUUAGUCGCUGGUGAUCGCAGAAUUCCAGCUCACAGAUUGGUGCUCUCCUCUGUCUCAGACUAUUUUGCCGCCAUGUUUACUAAUGAUGUCAGAGAAGCAAGACAAGAAGAAAUAAAAAUGGAAGGUGUAGAACCGAAUUCAUUGUGGUCCUUGAUCCAGUAUGCUUAUACAGGCCGCCUUGAAUUAAAAGAAGAUAAUAUUGAGUGCCUGUUAUCUACAGCUUGCCUUCUUCAGCUUUCACAGGUUGUAGAAGCAUGCUGUAAGUUUUUAAUGAAACAGCUUCAUCCAUCCAACUGUCUUGGAAUUCGUUCUUUUGCUGAUGCCCAAGGUUGUACAGAUUUGCAUAAAGUGGCUCACAAUUAUACUAUGGAGCAUUUCAUGGAAGUGAUCAGAAACCAGGAAUUUGUAUUAUUACCAGCCAGCGAAAUUGCAAAGCUCUUGGCUAGUGAUGACAUGAACAUUCCUAAUGAGGAGACAAUAUUGAAUGCACUUCUUACUUGGGUCCGUCAUGAUUUGGAACAGAGACGGAAAGAUCUAAGUAAACUUUUGGCUUAUAUUAGGCUACCUCUUCUUGCACCACAGUUCCUGGCAGACAUGGAAAAUAAUGCACUUUUUCGGGAUGAUAUAGAAUGUCAGAAACUCAUUAUGGAAGCAAUGAAGUACCAUUUAUUACCAGAGAGACGACCCAUGUUACAAAGUCCUCGGACAAAACCUAGGAAGUCAACUGUUGGUACAUUAUUUGCAGUUGGGGGAAUGGAUUCAACAAAAGGAGCAACAAGCAUUGAAAAGUAUGAUCUGCGUACAAAUAUGUGGACUCCAGUAGCAAAUAUGAAUGGGAGGAGGCUACAGUUCGGUGUUGCAGUGCUAGAUGACAAACUGUAUGUGGUUGGAGGAAGAGAUGGACUGAAGACUUUGAAUACCGUAGAGUGCUACAACCCCAAAACAAAAACUUGGAGUGUGAUGCCACCUAUGUCCACACACAGACAUGGCCUUGGUGUGGCUGUACUGGAAGGUCCCAUGUAUGCUGUAGGAGGACAUGAUGGCUGGAGCUAUCUGAACACAGUGGAAAGAUGGGACCCUCAGGCUCGCCAGUGGAAUUUUGUUGCCACUAUGUCUACCCCUAGGAGUACAGUAGGUGUGGCAGUACUAAGUGGAAAACUUUAUGCAGUUGGUGGUCGUGAUGGAAGUUCUUGUCUCAAAUCAGUAGAGUGUUUUGAUCCUCAUACUAAUAAGUGGACAUUGUGUGCACAGAUGUCAAAAAGGAGAGGUGGCGUAGGAGUGACGACCUGGAAUGGACUGCUGUAUGCUAUAGGGGGGCAUGACGCUCCUGCAUCCAAUGUGACUUCCAGACUCUCAGACUGUGUGGAGAGAUAUGAUCCCAAAACAGACAUGUGGACUGCAGUAGCAUCCAUGAGCAUCAGCAGAGAUGCAGUGGGGGUCUGUUUACUUGGUGAUAAGUUAUAUGCUGUUGGGGGGUAUGAUGGACAGGCAUACCUUAAUACCGUGGAGGCUUAUGAUCCCCAGACAAAUGAGUGGACCCAGGUUGCUCCACUUUGCCUAGGAAGAGCUGGAGCUUGUGUUGUGACUGUAAAAUUAUAAUUUAGUGUUCUGUUUUCUACAUGAAGACACCGUCUUCCUUUAUUAAUUUAGUAUAAUUAUUCUAUCAAUGGAUACAUUUUUAGUAAACGUGCAUUGUCACAAUCCUGGGCACAAAGUGCCUGAUCUCAAAGUGAAGAUAGUAAAACAAGGGAGGAAGCAGUGGAUGGACCAGGAUUAAUUCCUUUCAUUUCUUAGUAAAUUAAAACCUGCAGCUGGUGGAUUGUGAACACACAUUCCCGAUGUAAUAAUUGAGGACAAAUGCACUGCUCUGGAACAUAGCCCAGUCAAGCACAUCUUACUCACAUCCAGAUUUAUUUUCCUACAGUGCAAACACACCAGAUGAAACUUUAAAAUGUUACUUUUUAUAAGCUUAUCAUAAAUGAGUUGCAGUAAUUUGCUUGUUUACCUACAACCACUAUUUUAAUGAUAUACUAAAGAUAACACUAUUUAGUUUUUUCAGAAACAUCUGCAUUAUAUGUGUGUUGGUUGUGGAUUUUGUUUCUAAAAUUGGCUUAGUUCAAUAAAUAAAGAAAAGCAUUAAGGACUUAAAGCAACAAUAACCAAAUAAAAACUUGAUAGGCUCUUUGAAGUCUAUUUAAAUAUUCAUUCCAUUACAUCUAGACUCACCAAGAACUACAUGUUAUGAUGUUAAGUUGAAGCUGAAACAUGAUGUUUUGCAUUAAAUUUAAGAUAUGCAAAUUUAUGUAGAGAAAAUAAAUGUUAUAUACCCUAUAAUGUUCUUUCACCUAAUUAGUAUUUAAUUAUAUGGAUUUGUUUUAUAUUAUAAAAGACGUUUUGAUUUUGUCUUUUGAUAUUGACAAAAUUGUUUGGAUAUCCUUAUGUUCUCAAGUCUGUAUCUGCCUGCCCUGCCUUAUUUCGUAUGUUUUGCCACAGUUAACCCAUUGUGCUUCUUUGUAAUCAGUUUGUGGGGGAAUGGGCUUAUUGAAUGUCUAAAAAAUAAGUUGAAAGAAGUGUUUGUUACCCUAAGUUUUUUACAUUUGUAAACUCUAAUUACAUAUGUGAACGUUAUUACUCUCAGUGAAUUGUUAUUGUUUGCAAAAAUGCACUGGGCAGUAACAUUUUGUGAUAAAUCCUACAAGAUAUAAGUCAUUGAGAUGUCUAAGAUGCUUUUUAUUUUAACCCCAAUUAAUAACCACCUUAUGAAAAUAAUAUUUGCUAAUACUUAUUAUGAACUAGGAAUCAGAGUUUUUGUAUGCAUCAAUGCAGUUAAUCCUUACAACAACCUUAUGAGGUAGUUCUAUUCCCUUUUUAUAGCUAAGGAAAUUGGGGUACAGAGAAGUUAACCCCAAGGUUAUAUAUUACAAGUAAGUGGCAGAGCAGGGAUUCAUACAAAGGCCUUCUCACUCAGCAGUCUUCACUCUUUACUAUUCCUGCCACUAGGUAGAAAAAGAAAAAUUUCAGCCAGGCAUGGUGGCUCAUGCCUGUAAUCCCAGCACUUUGGGAGGCUGAGGCGGGCAGAUCAUGAGGUCAGGAGAUGGAGACCAUCCUGGCUAACACGGUGAAACCCCGUCUCUACUAAAAAUAAAAAAUAAAAAAUAAUUAGCCGGGCGUGGUGGCGGGCGCCUGUAGGCCCAGCUACUUGGGAGGCUGAGGCGGGAGAAUGGCGUGAACCCAGGAGGCGGAGCUUGCAGUGAGCCGAGAUCGCGCCACUGCACUCCAGCCUGGGCGACAGAGCGAGACUCCAUCUAAAAAAAAAAAAAAUUUCAUUUUAGGUGAGGAAUUAUUUAUUUUAAUAAAAAAAAAGAGGGUUUAUGCUUUUUAGUAAUAAAAUUUACCAGUAACACCCAAUCAGAAAAUUUUGGUUCCUUAGUAUUUAGGGAAAACUUUUGUUUAAAUCUCUUAGGGAAUUUUACAUAUUUUGAUUUAGAAAAGUGGAUGCAAUAUAAUAUAUUUCAAGUUUUAUACAUAUUAGAUGAAUUGCAUGGUAUUUUAGGCAACUUAACUAUAAACAAAUUUAUUCAUAGAAGCAUUGUUGCCAACAAUUUAGAUGACCUAGGUGAAAAAACACACCAAUUGACAAAACUGGCUCAAAAGGAAAUAAAAAAUCCAAACAGACCUAUAACAAGUAAAGAGAUUGAACCAGUAAUCAAAAAUCUCCCAACAAGGAAAGUCCAGGACUAAAUGAGUUUACUGGCAAACUAUGCCAAACAUAUAAAGAAGAAUUAACACUAAUCCUUCUCAAACUCUCCCAAAAAA